Messenger RNA from Mycetomoellerius zeteki, 3353 nucleotides. Its product is annotated as Organic anion transporting polypeptide 30B. Gene Ontology annotation, cellular component: basolateral plasma membrane. The coding region runs from base 472 to 3315 and encodes 947 amino acids. Lineage: Eukaryota; Metazoa; Arthropoda; Insecta; Hymenoptera; Formicidae. Gene Ontology annotation, molecular function: protein binding. Gene Ontology annotation, biological process: sodium-independent organic anion transport; transmembrane transport. The record is from RefSeq and is a predicted model, not a curated record. The transcript is spliced from 14 exons.
CACCAGGCGGCAGUGGCGGCGUCGCGGAGACAGCGCGAGAGAGCGCAUGCUCGAGAACUCGAGUUCCUCGAUGGUCAGGCAAAAACACAGCUGGUCUACGAUUCUCAAAGUGAGCUGACGUUCGAACGGCUAUCAAUGUGAUUUCCACGAAUUUAUACCGACUUGUCGGAGCCGAGCGCCAGAGCUCGCGCGAACCUGCGGCAAGUUGUACGGAAGGUCGAUCCGUCGAUCGCGACUGUUCCUGCAGUGAAUGAUGCGACUGAUGCGUGUGCGUCGCCCAAUGUAGCCUCUGGAGAACAACGCGGUGUCUUGAAACCACGAGGAUUUCUCGCUUGGCUCGGCCCUGGAUACAAAGGAGUGUCCUGCCACCGUCUCGACGCGUCCUUACCCUAACAAUGUCAUCAGUAAACUCGUAAUAUUCGAAGCAACGUAAGAGGAACGAAAGAAGAGGAAGAGAUAAAUGACAGAGAGAUGGCGUCCACCAGUGGGCACAAGAGAAAUGGCUCCAGCUCGAGCAUGUUUGCACACAGACGUACCGAAUCAGGGGGUGGUUUUGUUGGUUACAAGCGACCUGAGAGCGGUCACAAACGUGCCGAGAGUAUAUCUAGUGCCUUCGGCCACAAACGAUCCGAGAGUGGCCACAAAAGGAACGAGAGCAGCGGCGGUUUCGGUCACAAGAGGUCCGAAUCCGGCAGCAAUUAUCACCCCGGACACCGGCGUAACGAAAGUAUGUACGCGAUGACAGGCCUUUACGCGGAAAGCGCCGGCACUGGCACCGACGAUAAUGCGGAUCCACUGCAGGCGACCUCCGGUAGACUGACCCAUGACACCGUCAUAAGGUGUCAUAGUAGAAAUCCGAGUUCCGGCCUUGUGGAUCAUAGAGAUUUUAUCAUCAAAUGUCACAGCAGGAAAUAUGUAUUCAGGGCGGAGAAGGAGAGGGCACAAACUCCGCCGCUUAAUCCGGAUUCCAAGGACUGUGGGAUUCUGAGUUGUAGGCCGGCCUUCAUUCAAAGAUUUGCCGGAAUAAAGGUGUUCGUAUUUCUCCUGUCGUUCCUUGUUACGUUGCAACAAGCCCUUAGCUCAGGUUACAUCAAUUCUGUGAUAACAACCAUAGAGAAGAGGUUUGAGAUCCCGUCCAGUCUUUCGGGCCUCAUUGCAAGCUCUUACGAGAUUGGCAAUGUUAUCACUGUCAUUUUUGUCAGUUAUCUCGGCAGUCGUAGACACAUACCUGUGUGGAUAGCGAUAGGUGCAGUGAUAAUGGGACUGGGAUCAAUGAUCUUUAUGGUGCCACAUUUCACAGCAGAACCCAACUUGACGACGACUGCGAAUCAUUCCAGUUCAGAUAAUAUUUGUCGCGGAGUAUCCUUACGCGAACAAGAUAUGGGUUUGGGUCGGCUUUCAUCAGGGUUAUCUUCACCUCCCUUAGCACCGCACAACAAUUUAAGGGGUGACAAUUGUAUACAGGGAUCUCCAUCGACAGCCGGACCUGUCAUGUUAUUUGUACUUGCUCAGUUACUACUAGGAUGUGGUGGCUCUCCUUUAUUUACUCUUGGUACUACUUACAUAGACGAUCACGUGAGACCAGAAAGUGCAUCUUUAUAUAUUGGUUGUAUGUAUAGUAUGGCGGCUUUUGGACCAGUUUUAGGUUUUCUUCUUGGAGCAUAUCUUUUAUCCUUUCACAUGGAUUCGUUCUCUGCAACGAUUAUAAGUAUCGAUCCUGGAGAUCAUAGAUGGGUCGGUAUGUGGUGGGGUGGAUUUCUACUUUGUGGGUUGCUCCUCAUUCUAGUAGCGAUACCCUUCUUCAGUUUUCCUAAAACUCUACAGCGUGAAAAGGAAAAAAUACGAAUUAUAGAAAAGAAUAAAUCAAUUACACAGAAAGAAAAGGAGCAUUCGAAAGAACCUAAGAAAGAGACUAUCGAUGAUAGCGGUUAUGGCAAGGAUGUUAAAGAUAUUCCUCGAAGUAUGUGGAGACUCGUUUGCAAUCCAGUCUAUGUUGUAACAUGUUUGGGAGCAUGUAUGGAGUUAGUGAUUGUGUCUGGUUUUGUGGUAUUUCUGCCAAAAUAUCUUGAAACGCAAUUCAGCUUAGGAAAAAGUCAAGCCAGCAUCUUUACUGGUUCUGUCGCUAUACCAGGCGCCUGUAUUGGAAUUUUUUUUGGCGGAUGUAUGCUCAAACGUUUAGAACUAAGGCCGAAGGGUGCAGUGCAAUUUGUUCUCGUCUCAAAUAUAAUUUGUCUGGUGUGUUACGGUUUAUUAUUCUUCCUCGGCUGCGAGAACGUAAAAAUGGCUGGGACCACUAUUCCAUACUUUAACAGUACUACGAAGGGUCCUGAACCCUUUCAAGUAAAUCUCACUGCCGCAUGCAACUUUGGUUGUGAAUGUCGAAUGACGGAUGUCGAGCCGGUUUGCGGAAAUAAUGGUUUGACUUAUUUUAGUCCGUGUCAUGCAGGUUGCACUGCCUUCAGUUCCAAAUCAAAUUUUACAAAUUGCGCAUGUAUACAUGGCAAUUUAACUGUGUUGCCACCGGCUGCACCAGAAUUUGCAGAAGUGACCGUCGUGCCAGUAGCAACCGCAGGUCCUUGUACUUCACCAUGUAAAACUAUAUUUCCAUUUCUAAUUCUUUUGUUCUUUAUGACAUUUAUUGUCGCCGUGACUCAAAUGCCUUUGCUCAUGAUAGUAUUACGGUCCGUUUCCGAAGAAGAAAGAUCUUUUGCUUUGGGUAUGCAGUUUGUAAUUUUUCGACUAUUUGGUUAUAUACCAGCACCAAUAUUAUUUGGUAAUUUGAUUGAUUCCACGUGUUUGCUCUGGAAGAGCACCUGUGGAGAAAAGGGCGGUCGAUGUUUACUUUACGACAUUGAACAAUUUAGAUACAGAUAUGUCGGCCUAUGUGCUGGGAUAAAAAUUUUAGCUUUGGCAUUAUUUUUAAUUGAUUGGUGGCUCGUAAGAAGGAGAAGACAAAUGGAAGAUCAACCACCAUCUUUUACUGUCAAUGAGUUUGUAGGGUCAAUUAUCAGUCUAGAUAAAUUAUUCGAAGAAAAACCACAUCAGAAUGUAGGAGAUGGUGAUGCGACUCUGUUAAAUUCCGAGGUUGCAACUCCAUCCUCUAUUUCGUCGCCUACAGAACCUACCAAGUCAACGAAUCUCGAGGAAACAGGGUCUUCGAAUCAAACGCAAGAUUCAUUGGAGACAACAAAUCGCUCAAAAAAUAUGGAACUUGAAGUUUCUGAUACAAGGCAAGCGCCACUUGCUUUACAAGAACCAGAUGUCGAGAUCAAACUUUCAAGUGGUAUAACAGAAAAUCAUAACCGCAAUGUUUAAUGUUUAUUUUAUAUUAGAAACUGUAGAAAUAAAUAUAU